Molecule: messenger RNA, 1057 nt
Organism: Paramecium pentaurelia
Lineage: Eukaryota; Ciliophora; Oligohymenophorea; Peniculida; Parameciidae
Source: the annotation of a GenBank genome assembly
UAUGUUAUAGCGAUUUUCAUAAGAAGAAAGUAAAAACCUUAAUCUCAAGUAAGAGGGUACAAAUUUGUGAUAGCAACCUUUUUUAGUUUUAUAUUUCUACUUCCACAGUAAGAAAGUAUUCUUCAAAGCUGAUGGGACUGUUCUUGAACUCCAAUAAGCCAUCAAGAAAUAGAUCGCUGAUGUAAUGAGUGUAGGAGUAUAUUAAUAAACAAAUAAUGAUGAAUAAGUUGAAUAUGCAUCCUCUACACCUAUGCAAUUGGUUUUGGCGGAAGAUAUGGUGUUAAGACUGAAUUAGACAGAAAGCUACAUAAUUCUCAAUAAAGUAGAUAAUCCACCAGUGAUUGAUUUGAUUGAUAACUAUCCUAUCACUUAACAUGCAUUACAUGAAUAUUUCUCAGAGAUUGAUGUACCUUAGAGAACAAAGGUUGUAUUGAGUAAUUUCAUUCAAAAAUUAUUGUCUGAGAUUGAGAAACAUAAGGAGUUGACUUAUGAUAAGGAUUUGAUAAUGUUGAUAAUAAAGAAGGUUAUAAUGAAAUUGGGUAUAUACUCUUAGGCAUAAAAACAAAUAAUUGAUGAUUAGAUUUCAUUUCUGGAAUGUAAAUAGAAUCGUUUAGCUCAUUUGAAGGAUUCUAUUAUAAAGGAAUUGGAAAUGAAAGAAUAAACAACUCUAUAUUAGAUAUACUUUUACAUUCUUAUGUAAAUAGCAUUUACUUAAUAUGGUACAUAUGUUGUAUGGGGAUGGGAUGUCAUGGAGCCUGUAACAUUUAUGCUUGGAGUUACUGACAUGAUAAUAGCCUAUUAAUUUUGGAUGAAAACAACUAAAGCUUAUACUUUUGGAAAUGUUUUAUAAAAUGCUGUUAAUAAACAUUUGAAUAAAAGACUGGCAGAAUAAUUUAAUUAUUCAGAUGAAUUAAAUGAUGUUAAUAGAAUGAUAGAAUAUUUGAAAUUUAAGUAGAUGGUUUACAGUAGUGAUAUUUAUGAGGUUAUAAGUGUUAUAGAGGGAGCUAUAGAAGAGAAAUAAGCUAAAUUAUAAGCAUAAGAGGAAGAAGAAUAAUGA